Messenger RNA from Acyrthosiphon pisum (pea aphid), 606 nucleotides. Its product is annotated as protein ALP1-like. Lineage: Eukaryota; Metazoa; Arthropoda; Insecta; Hemiptera; Aphididae. The transcript has a single exon. Bases 1 to 606 code for a protein of 201 amino acids. The record is from RefSeq and is a predicted model, not a curated record.
AUGGCUCUCGUCGAUGCUCAUUAUAAUUUUAUUGUGGUAGAUGUUGGUGCGUAUGGUAGAAAUAGUGAUGGAGGUAUUCUAAUGAACUCAAAACUAGGAAAAAGCUUGGAUAGUAAUGAACUGAAUGUACCUUCAAAUACUGAACUUCCUGGAACUAAAAAUGUGGCACCAUUUGUAAUUUUAGGAGACGAGGCAUUCCCUUUAAAAACAUAUCUAAUGAGACCCUACCCUGUAAAACAACUCGAUGAUAGUUCAAAAAGAGUAUAUAACUAUCGUCAUUGUAGAGGAAGGAGAGUUGUUGAAAAUACGUUUGGUAUUUUGUCACAAAAAUUUAGGAUAUUCAACAGAAGAAUCCAAGCAAAACCUGAAAAUGCUGACAACAUAAUUUUUACUACUUGUGUUUUGCAUAAUUUCAUUAAAAUGAAUGAAAAUAGGGCAACAUACAAUAGAGAAGAACAUAUCAAUCCAACAGUAGAUUUAACAUUACAAAAUAUUCCAACACAGGGUGAAAAUGCAAGUCAACCAGCCUUUCAGGUGAGAGAACUUUUCAAAGAAUUUUUCAAUUCUACAGCUGGAUCAGUUUCAUGGCAAGAUGAUGUCGUAUAA